Messenger RNA from Solea solea (common sole), 2908 nucleotides. It is a transcript of the gene dhx15, whose product is annotated as DEAH (Asp-Glu-Ala-His) box helicase 15. NCBI's taxonomy places the organism in Eukaryota, Metazoa, Chordata, Actinopteri, Pleuronectiformes, Soleidae. Gene Ontology annotation, molecular function: RNA helicase activity; ATP binding; RNA binding. The transcript has 15 exons. The coding region runs from base 151 to 2367 and encodes 738 amino acids. Gene Ontology annotation, cellular component: intracellular anatomical structure; spliceosomal complex. The record is from RefSeq and is a predicted model, not a curated record.
CAUCCUCCUCCUCCUCCGCAUUGGCUUUCAGCGGCAGGAGCAUCAUGUGCAGGACUCGGUAAAAACCGGAACCAUUUUUUUUGUCAAUGACUUCACAUGGUCUCACAGUAAACUGCGACUUUUAAAAUCAGUCCGGCAACAAUAAGAAAUAUGAGGCGUGACUACGACAGAGGCAGAGGCCGUGAUGAAUGGUCGCGAGACAGGGACCGUGACCGGGAUCGAGACCGUGACAGAGACAGGGAUGUGAAGUCGUCUGGCUUGCACAACAACCCGGCUGCGUUCAGUGGAGGCUUCCUUAAGCAGAACCCCAUGCAACAGCAAAUCAACCCUUUCACCAACCUGCCGCACACACCACGCUACCAUGAGAUCCUCAAGAAGCGGCUGCAGCUGCCUGUGUGGGAGUACAGAGAGCGCUUCACUGACAUCCUGAUGAGGCACCAGUCUUUUGUGCUUGUGGGAGAGACGGGCUCUGGAAAGACCACACAGAUCCCCCAGUGGUGUGUGGACAUGGUACGGUCAGUGCCAGGACCAAAGAGAGCAGUGGCUUGCACCCAGCCGAGGAGGGUGGCGGCCAUGAGCGUCGCUCAAAGGGUGGCUGAUGAGAUGGAUGUCAUGCUGGGCCAAGAGGUUGGCUAUUCUAUCAGGUUUGAAGACUGCAGCUCUGCCAAGACUGUACUCAAGUACAUGACAGAUGGAAUGUUGCUCCGGGAAGCCAUGAACGAUCCCCUGCUGGAGCGCUACGGUGUCAUCAUCCUGGACGAGGCCCACGAGCGCACACUUGCCACAGACAUCCUCAUGGGCGUCCUCAAGGAGGUGGUUCGUCAGAGGUCUGAUCUCAAGGUUAUUGUCAUGAGUGCCACGCUCGAUGCCGGAAAAUUCCAGGUGUACUUUGACAACUGCCCACUGCUAACCAUUCCUGGACGCACCCACCCCGUGGAGAUUUUCUACACACCAGAGCCAGAGCGGGACUACCUGGAGGCGGCCAUCCGGACUGUGAUCCAGAUCCACAUGUGUGAGGUGGAUGAAGGGGACUGUCUGCUCUUCCUCACUGGACAGGAGGAAAUUGACGAAGCCUGCAAGCGAAUCAAGAGAGAGGUCGACGAUUUGGGCCCUGAAGUUGGUGAUAUCAAAAUCAUCCCAUUGUACUCCACACUGCCUCCACAGCAGCAGCAGCGGAUCUUUGAGCCACCCCCACCCAAUAAACCAAAUGGUGCAAUUGGAAGGAAGGUCGUCGUGUCAACAAACAUUGCAGAGACGUCCCUUACCAUCGAUGGCGUGGUGUUUGUAAUUGAUCCCGGAUUUGCCAAGCAAAAGGUGUAUAACCCACGUAUUCGAGUGGAGUCACUUUUGGUGACGGCCAUCAGCAAGGCCUCAGCACAGCAGAGGGCAGGCCGUGCUGGAAGAACACGCCCAGGAAAGUGUUUCCGUCUUUACACUGAAAAGGCAUACAAGACAGAAAUGCAGGACAAUACAUAUCCAGAAAUCCUGAGGUCCAACCUGGCCUCUGUGGUGCUGCAGCUGAAGAAGCUGGGUAUUGACGACCUGGUGCACUUUGAUUUCAUGGAUCCACCAGCCCCAGAGACCCUGAUGCGAGCCCUGGAGUUGCUGAACUACCUGGCAGCGCUCAAUGAUGAUGGUGACCUGACAGAGCUGGGCUCCAUGAUGGCAGAGUUCCCCCUGGACCCCCAGCUGGCCAAGAUGGUCAUCGCCAGCUGUGAAUUCAACUGUUCCAACGAGAUCCUCUCCAUCACUGCCAUGUUGUCAGUCCCACAGUGCUUCGUCCGACCCACGGAGGCUAAGAAGGCGUCAGACGAAUCCAAAAUGCGCUUUGCCCACAUCGACGGAGACCACAUGACACUGCUCAACGUCUACCACGCCUUCAAACAAAACCAUGAGUCCACCCAGUGGUGCUAUGAAAACUUUGUCAACUACCGCUCGCUGAUGUCAGCAGACAAUGUUCGCCAGCAGUUGUCCAGGAUCAUGGACCGCUUCAGUCUGCCAAGACGGAGCACUGAGUUCAACAGCAGAGACUACUACACCAACAUCCGCCGAGCACUGGUCACUGGUUUCUUCAUGCAGAUCGCUCACCUGGAGCGCACUGGCCACUAUCUCACGGUGAAGGACAACCAGGUCGUUCAGCUGCACCCCUCCACUGUGCUGGACCACAAGCCCGAGUGGGUGCUCUACAACGAGUUUGUGCUCACCACCAAGAAUUACAUCCGCACGUGCACCGACGUCAAACCAGAGUGGUUGGUGAAAGUCGCCCCGCAGUACUAUGAGAUGGGCAACUUCCCGCAGUGUGAAGCAAAGAGACAGUUGGAGCGCAUCAUUGCAAAACACUCGUCCAAGGAAUACACGCAGUACUAAGUGCAUUUCCCGAAGUUCUCAUCCGAAGAACGUGGGAGGAGAUUGUCUGAUGCUCUCACAACCACCGGAAAAAAUGUUCAAGAACAUUGCAUGAGGCACCAACGCUUGUUCGCUGUAACAUUUUCCAGACAUUUUCCCUGUUUUCUUGCAGGGGAUUUCCUGACGUUUCCUUUAAACCUGACCACGUCGGCUGGCCAGAAGAAUGCGUGUUCUUGUGUGCGACCUGUGUGAGGACAAUAUGGGGAAAAUGUCUGGACAUGAGAGCAUGUCUGAAAGCAGCUCAGGACCGGUUAUCAGGAAUUGUGUCAAAAGCAUGAUAUACUAUGUAAAUGUCAACAUUUCCUCUUCAACACAUCAGUAAUAAGAAAAUCUUGGCAUUUUUGCAUCACUGCGAAAAUCAGUGAAUCCAUGAAGCUUUUCAUCAAAAGUUAACACUGUUUUUUGUUGCAGGUUUAAUGUAAUGUUAUGUUCUCUGGUCAUGAAGGUCCUAAAAUGGACACAUUUCCAAUCAGCUUAAUAAAAAUGACAUUGUUGUAGAAUA